UGCUUUUGUAUCAAAAAUUACAUAAUUUAAAAGUUUUUAAUAUUUGUGAAUAACGAAUAAAUAUAUUUAUAGGCUAUGAGCGAAGUUUAAGACAACUAAAUCCAUAACAAUUUAGAGCUGAAAAAUAUAUUUAAUUUACUAAACCCAAACUCAGAUGGAGAAAUAGAAAUAAAAUAGAUAAAUAAUCUUAUAUAGUAGCUAGAUACAUUGAAAAUAAAUUUCAAAAAUAAGAAGAGUGCUAGUGGUAGUGGAGAAAACAAUGAUUAAUCACCAGGUAUUAGUUAAAUCGCAGCUAAUUUGAACGGUGAUUCAAAGAAUGAUAAAAAAUAAAAUGCAAAUACAUAAAAAAGCUAAAGUAUUUAAUAAUAAAACUCAAAAGCUUCUAAUAGUGAAUAAAAUUAAAAGAUUAUAAGCUAAAGUUCUGUUUAAGCUAACUCGCAGCAGUAAAAAACAUAAUCAAGCAUAUAAGCUUAAGAAAAGGAAUUUUUAGAAGUAGUAGAGUUAAGAUAUUUUCCUAAUAAUAAAACUACAAUAAAUUUUAAUGAAUUUUGUGCAUAUUUUAAUGAGUGUAUAAGCAACAAGGAACUGCAAGAAGAGUUACUUCAUGGAUGCUUUAAUUAAUUUGAUUUUAAUGAGGAAGCCUGCAUAAAUUCAAAGAAAAUAAAAUCUAUUUUUGAGGUAUUUAACGAUAAGACUAAUUAAGAAGAGAUAUAAAAUGUUCUUAAGUUUUGUGGAGUUUCAAAUGAUAAAAUGAGUUAUGAAGAAUUCAAGUAAUUUUUUGAAAAAAAUUUAUGA
This is a messenger RNA of Tetrahymena thermophila SB210, 795 nucleotides long. RefSeq lists its product as hypothetical. The transcript has 4 exons. The record is from RefSeq and is a predicted model, not a curated record. Gene Ontology annotation, molecular function: calcium ion binding. Lineage: Eukaryota; Ciliophora; Oligohymenophorea; Hymenostomatida; Tetrahymenidae.